This is a messenger RNA of Adineta steineri, 690 nucleotides long. Lineage: Eukaryota; Metazoa; Rotifera; Eurotatoria; Adinetida; Adinetidae. The record is from the annotation of a GenBank genome assembly.
AUGAAUCAAAAACUUCUUACUAUUCUCCUACCAAUCAUUUUUUUUAUUGGAACAAUUAUGAUUUAUCGUUCCUAUCAAUCAUCUGAUUCAAUUACUGUUGUGUCAGAUAAACCUGUACGUGUUGACUUUUUUGUUAUGUCAAAAUGUCCUGAUGCAAAAAAAUGUGAAACAUUAUUUGGUCCAACACUAUUAAAAUUAUCUUCAAUUAUUAAUUUUACUGUAUCAUAUAUUGCCUAUGGUACAAAAGCAGAUUCAAUUGAAUGUAUGCAUGGUCCAGAUGAAUGUCUUGGUAAUAAACAACAAUUAUGUGUACAAAGUAUGUGUUCCCAAACAACACUACUUAAAUUUCUUCAAUGUCAAUCAAAACAAUAUGGAAACAUUCCAAAUAAUGGUGAACAAUGUGUUAAAGAAGUAUCCGAUGGAACAAUCCAAUGGUCUGACAUUGAUACAUGUGCUAAAUCUGAUAAAGGAAAUCAAUUAUUUCUUAAAUCAUUAGAAAAAACACGUUCAGCAUCAGCUAAAAAAUCUUGUACGAUAAAUUUAAAUGGAAAAUUUUGGUGUAUGCAUGAUGGUACUUGGUCUGGAUGUUCAGAAGGUCAUGAUGAAAAUAGUUUAAUCAAAGCUAUAUGUUCAAGAUAUAAUGGAGCGAAUAAACCAACUGAAUGCACUACGAUUAGUGCUUCGUCUUAG